GGGAUGAUAGUCAUAAAUUGUUAUUCGGGGAAAAAGACUAAUGAUUAGAUAAAAAAUCUGCGCACCUAGUUACGAAAAACCUUAAACUGUUAAUAUCAUUCUUCAUUUAUAGCACAGCCUUCGUGAAUUGUGCUUCGACGGAAUUUUCGUUCCUGCGUUGUAGUGUUAUAAGUGCAAAAAUGUUGAAGAUUGCGAUACUAAUUGCUUUAGUGGGAUGCUCCCUGGGAUCGAACCUACUGGACGAAAAUGUCCCAGAAAAUUUUGUCAUGGGUGGAACAAAUGUUGCACAGGGAGAAUUUCCAUGGACAGUUCUUGUUAGGGUGCUAAAUAACUUCGCGCAAGGAGUUGUUCUCAAUGAUCGACACAUCUUGACCGCUGCAUCGGUUGUCACUGAAGGAAAUCGAUCAAUUAAUCACUUCUGGGUGAGGAUAACAGCCGGUGAUAACCACGUCUUGGGAACCAGCAUGAACCGUGAAGAACGAACACUUUCCCACCUCUUUAUCCACGAUCAUUUUAACCAUCUAACAGGCGUCAAUAAUCUUGCUGUACUUCGUUUAUCUACUCCUUUCUUAUUUCCUCACAAUACCAUUGAAGGUGCUAUUCUAAAUAGUCGAAUUAUCCCUGUUGGAACUUCUGUACAAUUUGCUGGUUGGCAAUUUCCAAUUCCUGUGGCUGAAAACCAAAGAAUGUUAAGAUCCUUUAGUAUGAAUACCAUCACUAAUGCAGUUUGUACGACUCCUCCUGCAAAUACUAAUAGAAUCUUAACAAAUAUGUUCUGCUGUGGACAACUAACACCUGCUCCCACAAAUAGUCCUUGCAAUGGUAACCAAGGGGGUGGUGUAUACUUUAACAGACAACUUAUUGGAAUUUUCCACGAUGGAAUAACUUGCAACCAAGUCAAUAAUCCCAGCAUUUUCAUGGAUGUCCGAUUCUACCUUGAUUGGAUUAACCAGACGUACAAUCGUACUGAUUUAACGCCACCAGGAACAGAAUUUCCACGUGCAACACCAGCAGUAGAUCAACAAUAAAUUCUGAAAAUUCUAACUUUAAACUUGUACAUUUCAUUAACUGAUAUACCAUUGAAACAUUGAGUUUGAAAUAAAAGUCUCUAGCAUACCAUAA
Phlebotomus papatasi is the source of this 1122-nucleotide messenger RNA. RefSeq names its product trypsin-like. Gene Ontology annotation, biological process: proteolysis. Gene Ontology annotation, molecular function: serine-type endopeptidase activity. The transcript has 5 exons. The record is from RefSeq and is a predicted model, not a curated record. The coding region runs from base 180 to 1028 and encodes 282 amino acids. NCBI's taxonomy places the organism in Eukaryota, Metazoa, Arthropoda, Insecta, Diptera, Psychodidae.